Drosophila erecta is the source of this 700-nucleotide messenger RNA. Its product is annotated as kunitz-type U19-barytoxin-Tl1a. The transcript is spliced from 2 exons. The record is from RefSeq and is a predicted model, not a curated record. Lineage: Eukaryota; Metazoa; Arthropoda; Insecta; Diptera; Drosophilidae. Bases 84 to 470 code for a protein of 128 amino acids. Gene Ontology annotation, molecular function: serine-type endopeptidase inhibitor activity.
UAGAACUGGCAUAUAGAACAUUCGGACCAGCUCAGUUCACAGUCGUUGCUUUCAGCGUUCAGUUAUCAGGUUCCACACACAAAAUGCUUCUACGGAUGACCCAGUUUCUCUGCCUUGGGGCACUCGUGUGGCUAAGUCUUGUGCAACUUACGCAGGCGGUGGCCGCUCCCAAUAAUAAUAACAAUAACAAUAAUAUGAAGCCGAAGGCUGUAGUUCAGGUGCAGCCUGGAAAUCCAUCGGGAAAUAAGCCUGCAGUUGCCACAACUACAGUCAAGCCUCAGAGACUGGUACCAGAUCCCAAGUGCCUGCAGCCCCUGGAAGUUGGUCCAUGUCGCAUGAGUCUGGAAAGGUUCUACUACAACAAGGAUAAAAAAUCCUGCGAGACUUUCAAGUACGGAGGAUGUCGAGGCAAUGACAAUCGUUGGGGAUUCCGACAAACUUGCGAGGAAGCUUGUAUUCCCAAAAAGUGAUCAACUGACGGCGGUCGCAAAAUCUGAGAUUGUUUUUUAAUUUUAAAUGCGAGAUGAAAUUAUUACUUGUUAUAUUUCAAAAUAAUUAUUUUAAAUGGGUUUUUGGCAGUGCGAAAUGUAAGCUUUUUAUAACAAACUACUUGUUAUAUUUCAAAAUAAUUAUUUUAAAAGGGUUUUUGCCAGUGCGAAAUGUAAGCUUUUUAUAAUAAACUAAUUACAAGUUAGCAGUA